CGUUUGGUGGCGAUUGGCGGCCCUGAAAAUUGACAGUAGUGUUUUGCACUUAUAAAAAAUAGUGGAAAAAUGGCAAAAUUUCUCGGAAUUGACAAAGUUUUCUCAGUCCUGAACAUAAUUAAAGAGAAUGGGGGCCUUCGAGCCUCGCUGUAUAAAAUGUUCAGAAUGGACGAAUUAAAAGUAGGCACAUUAGUAGGAACUGAUAAAUACGGGAAUAAAUAUUACGAAAACAAGCGAUUUUUCUAUGGGAGAAACCGAUGGAUUGAGUAUGCUCCAUAUUAUUAUUUGGACUAUGAUGGUAGUCAGGUACCAGCCGAGUGGUACGGUUGGUUGCACUACAAAACUGACUUGACCCCAGACCAGGAACCCUUCAGGCCUAAGUACAAGUGGAUGUUGGACCAUACAGAGAAUAUGAGUGGCACAUCGGGGCAGUACAUGCCAUAUUCUACGACCAGGCCGAAGAUAGAGGCCUGGAUCCCGCCAAAAAAAUGUUAACUUGUUAAAUUGUGUAAUAAAGUGUGUAAUUAGAUGUUA
Tribolium madens (black flour beetle) is the source of this 534-nucleotide messenger RNA. It is a transcript of the gene ND-B17.2, whose product is annotated as probable NADH dehydrogenase [ubiquinone] 1 alpha subcomplex subunit 12. Gene Ontology annotation, biological process: mitochondrial respiratory chain complex I assembly; response to oxidative stress. Bases 70 to 495 code for a protein of 141 amino acids. The transcript has 3 exons. The record is from RefSeq and is a predicted model, not a curated record. Lineage: Eukaryota; Metazoa; Arthropoda; Insecta; Coleoptera; Tenebrionidae. Gene Ontology annotation, cellular component: membrane.